AUGGCUUCCAGCCAGAGCUCCUCUUCUGGUUCUAGCACUCUCACUCGUUGUCGCGUAUGUUCCAAACAUUUUCGUUUGCGUCCCGAUGGCGCAUUGGUUAAGCAUGGAGGAAAGGUUAAAGGUUCAGAAUGUUCCGGUUCCCUGGCGAAGCCCAAGACCGGGUCAAAACGCGCGUCAUUGGGAAACGUUUCCGGUUGCGCCCCUGCCGCCAAUACCGUCGGCAACGUCUCGAUCAGCAGUGCUGCACCGCAACAGGUUUCUAAAAUCGACAUGGCAGAGAGGUUUUUUAGAAAAUCUGCUAGUUUUUGUUUAAUGGAUCACAUUCCCAAACAUUCAAGAACAAAAUUUGGUCAGACGCUGGCUAAAGUGGUAAAGGAAAUUAUUGAUAAACCCUCUAUUUCAAUCAGUUGGUUCAAAUUGCUCUUUUUACCAGCAAUGAUCUUGAGGAAAAGUCACCGCGGCGGCAGACGUCAUAAUCCAACUGGACUAAUCAAUCAGAGGAUUGACAAUUUUGGCGGACAAUCCGUCGAGAAGAACGUCAUAAUCCAACUGGACUAA
Helobdella robusta is the source of this 558-nucleotide messenger RNA. RefSeq lists its product as hypothetical. The record is from RefSeq and is a predicted model, not a curated record. The transcript has a single exon. Lineage: Eukaryota; Metazoa; Annelida; Clitellata; Rhynchobdellida; Glossiphoniidae. Bases 1 to 558 code for a protein of 185 amino acids.